AUGAGGACGACGGUGGUGCUACCCGUUCUUUUGGCAGUGCUCGUCACUGGACACGGUGUUCACGAAGAAGAUCCAAAGCUCGCGGAUGCCGACUAUGCCAUUCGUCACAUGGCCACGGAGCACCACAUAGACUCGUUUGACCUAGAAAGCUUCUUCCAGUUGCACGAUCUUGACCAGAAUGGCGUAUGGGAUCGAGAGGAGAUAGAAGCCAUCUAUGGUGUUCACCAUGUCUACUCACAGAAGAAGUCCAAGGACGAAAUCGAACACAAGGAGAAGGCUGACUACAUCGUCGAAACCGUCCUCAAGGCCCUGGACAAAGACGGUGAUGGGAAGGUAACGCCCGAGGAAUUCGCUGCCGCUGGAUUGAAAGGUCUACCUGCGUUUGACAAUAUGGGUGCAGAGGGCCACCACUACGACGUUGAAAGCGAGUUUUUCCUCCAUCACGAAGAACAGUACCAUUCCACUCCAGAAACACAGACUGAAGAGUCGUACAAUCAUCCUGAAGACAGAGAGCACUUCUCUCAUCACGAAGCUAUCGAACGCCAAGAGUAUGAACGAGAAGCUCGGUACCAGGGCAUCUCCGUAGAGGAGGCCAUGCAAGCGCAUGAACAAGUGCCGAUCCGCCAACCGGCCGAGUCCGCUCCUAGACCCAAGAUUACGAGAGGUGUACCACCAGAGAAGCAAGACCCUUCAGUAAGGUUCAAGGACAUCAACAAGGAUAGUGCUACCCAGUCGGAGUGGGGAACUGGCGAUCAAGGCUACAAACAACCGAAAUCUCCCGCAGAGAGACUCAGGAAAAAUACGCCCUACAAGGAACGAAUACAGUAUAAGUUCCGUCGCAGCUGGGGCGACUUCUGA
This is a messenger RNA of Pisolithus orientalis, 858 nucleotides long. RefSeq lists its product as uncharacterized. The coding region runs from base 1 to 858 and encodes 285 amino acids. The transcript has 9 exons. Gene Ontology annotation, cellular component: extracellular exosome; endoplasmic reticulum-Golgi intermediate compartment. Gene Ontology annotation, molecular function: calcium ion binding. The record is from RefSeq and is a predicted model, not a curated record. NCBI's taxonomy places the organism in Eukaryota, Fungi, Basidiomycota, Agaricomycetes, Boletales, Pisolithaceae.